AUGGAAGAAGAGGUCUGUCAUCGAGAAGCCUGAAUUGUGAUACCAAGAAAGCCCUUCGAGACACUGACAAUAGGAGCCUGAGAUACAGGAGGAAGCAAACAUGCUGAAGCCAAGUGGACUUAAAAUCCCAGGCAGGGCUGGGAAGCACUCCAGCCCAGUGGGACGGGCAUCAGGGACCACUACAGCUGCUGUCACCACUGGCUCAAAAGAAGGCUCGCCUUCACACAAGCAGGGUACCACCUCCACCACCAGCGCCGAGAAGUCGGCUUCGAAGGUUGCCGAGGUGGGCGACGAUUUCCUGGGAGACUUUGUGGUGGGCGAACGCGUCUGGGUGAAUGGAGUGAAGCCAGGUGUGAUCCAGUAUCUUGGGGAGACACAGUUUGCUCCGGGCCAGUGGGCAGGGGUUGUUCUGGAUGACCCAGUGGGUAAGAAUGACGGCUCUGUCGGUGGAGUGCGGUACUUUGAAUGCCAGCCGCUGCAGGGGAUCUUUACGCGACCAUCCAAGCUGACGCGGCAGCCGGUGGCCGAGGGCUCGGGGAGCGACGGCCCCUCCGUGGACUCCUUGACGGCUCAGAACUUGUCGCUGCACUCGGGGACAGCUACACCACCUCUCUCCAGUCGUGUCAUCCCUCUGCGGGAGAGCGUCCUCAACAGCGCCAUGAAGACAGGCAAUGAGUCUGGAUCUAACCUCUCGGACAGUGGGUCUGUGAAGAAAGGGGAGAAGGACUUACGGCUCGGAGAUCGCGUGCUGGUUGGUGGGACGAAGACAGGAGUUGUGCGCUAUGUGGGAGAGACAGACUUUGCCAAAGGAGAGUGGUGUGGAGUGGAGCUGGAUGAACCCCUGGGCAAGAAUGACGGAGCAGUUGCUGGUACAAGGUAUUUUCAGUGUCCUCCCAAGUUUGGCCUCUUUGCUCCCAUCCACAAGGUGAUCCGGAUCGGUUUCCCAUCCACCAGCCCUGCCAAGGCAAAGAAGAGCAAACGAAUGGCCAUGGGAGUGUCUGCCUUAACCCACAGCCCCAGCAGUUCCUCCAUCAGCUCUGUCAGCUCUGUGGCAUCAUCUGUUGGUGGCAGGCCCAGCCGCAGCGGGCUGCUGACAGAGACCUCUUCUCGAUAUGCCCGAAAAAUCUCUGGCACCACAGCUCUCCAGGAGGCACUGAAGGAGAAGCAGCAGCACAUUGAACAGCUGCUGGCAGAGCGUGACCUGGAGCGGGCUGAGGUUGCCAAAGCCACCAGCCACAUCUGCGAGGUGGAGAAAGAGAUUGCCAUCAUGAAGGCCCAACAUGAGCAGUACGUCACAGAGGCAGAAGGAAAUCUCCAGCGAGCACGAACCCUGGUGGAUGUGAUGCAGAAGGAGAAGAUUGAACUAUUGAACCAGCUGGAAGAGGAGAAGAGGAAAGUGGAGGAUUUGCAGUUCCGUGUGGAGGAAGAAUCCAUUACAAAGGGGGAUCUGGAGUUAACCACGGUGGCAGAGAAGUCCAGGAUCCUGCAGCUGGAGGAGGAGCUGAGCCUCAGGCGCAGUGAGGUGGAUGAGCUUCGUCAGUGCCUCAGGAGCUCUCACCAAGCAGACACCCCAGAGCAUAACCUUGGCUUGCAGUCAGAGGCUCUUCGUCUACGAGAUCAACUGCUGUCUGCCAACAAGGAGCAUCAGAAGGAGAGCAGCCAGCUAAAGGAGAAGUAUGAGAAGACUUUAAAGAAGUACCAGCAGGAGAUGGAGAAGCUGAAAUCUGUCAAUGAGAAGUACUCGCAGGAAAUCGUUGACCUAAAGCAUAAAGUUCAGCAAGCCACUAAUGAGAACAUGGGACUCAUGGACAACUGGAAGUCCAAGUUGGACACGUUAGCUUCAGACCACCAGAAGUCUCUGGAGGACCUGAAAGCCACACUGAACACAGGCCCUGACACCCAGCAUAAGGAGAUUGUGGAACUGAAGGCAGUGGUGGAGAGUAUAAAGAUGGAGCACCAGCUUGAGUUGGAGAACCUUAAAGCAAAGCAUGACAUUGAGACAGCUGUUCACAUAAAGGAGAAAGAGAGUCUCAAACUGAAGUUGCAAGAAGCUGUGGAUGAAGUGGAAAAAAGCAACAGCAACUGGAAAAUGCAACUGGAAACAAAAAGCAAUCAGCACCUUCUUGAGCUCCAGGAUGUGAAGGACAAGUGUCGAGAUGCUGAGCUGAGGGUACUUGAACUGGAGAAACUUCAUGGUGAAUAUACGGAUCAGACAGAAGCAAUAGCUUUCUUAAAAGAGCAGAUUUCUUUGGCUGAGAAGAAGAUGUUGGACUAUGAAACAUUACAGAAAACAGAAGCCCAGAGCAAACAGGAGAUCCACAGAUUGCAGGAAAAAGUGCUUGUUUUAGAGAACAAGCUGCAGUCCAUGGAGGCCCUGCAUCCUUCUCAGCAUGCAAAUAUGAUUGAAACUAAUGAUAUUUCAGAAGAAAAGAUAAAGAUGAAGCAGACUAUGGAAGACCUCCAAGACAAGCUGAGCAAAAGAGACAAAGAGGUGUCAUCACUGGUGUCCCAGACUGAAACUCUAAGGGCCCAAGUAAGUGCUUUGGAAAACAAAUGCAAAACAGCAGAAAAGAAGGCUGAUACAGUGUUGAAAGAAAAGAAACGUCUGGAAAGUGAACUGGAAGCCUUGACGAAGAAAACACAUGAUGCUUCAGGGCAACUGGUCCUCAUUAGCCAGGAGCUACUCAAGAAGGAAAGGAGCCUGAAUGAGUUGAGGGCACUGUUACUGGAGGCAAACCGGCACUCACCUGGGCCGGAACGGGACCUGAGCCGGGAAGUGCACAAAGCUGAGUGGCGGCUGAAGGAGCAGAAGCUCAAAGAUGACAUCAAGGGACUGCGAGAGAAACUGGUUGUGCUGGACAAGGAAAAAUCGGUGUCGGAUCAGCGGCGAUACUCCCUGAUCGACCCUUCAUCGGAGUCAGAGGUGAUCCGGCUGCAGCACCGGCUGGUCAGCACGGAGGAUGUGCUGCGCAACGCGCUGGAGCAGGGCCACCAGAUGGAGAAACUCAUGGAAGCAAUGAGGCUCUCUUCUGAGAAAACACAGACUGGAAAUUCUGGGUCUGCUAAUGGGAUUCACCAGCAGGAUAAAGCCCAUAAACAAGAGGAGAAGCUCUGAUAGAGAAGAGGUGAAGAGGAUCAUUUCAUGCCAAUAUCCGCUCCUGUGCACUGUCAGGAAAAAUGGUACCACAUUUGGCUUUAGCACCUCCAAAAGACCAGACACAGUAUUUUCACUUUAAAGCAGGACCAUGUUUAUAACACACUAACUGAUGUAGUCAGGACAAUCCUGCAGUCCAGUUUUCCAAGACAUCCUUUGUUCCAGAGGGGAGCAGAAAGGUCUCUCUAGGUUUGGUUUCUUACUUGUAUUGGUUUUGACUAUGGAAUUUGUAUUGCUGUUGUCCCACCAGCUGACCUGGUCUGGAUGAUGGCUGCCCCAAAUGGUGGCUGAAGUGUUAACAAGUCCCAGUAUCCCACAGGAACUCCAAAAAGAUUUGCUUGUGGUGUUCGAUGCUUCUCACAUGGUCUGUCCCUUCCCUUCCACACAUCCUGCUGUCUUGAAGACCUGCACAAGCAAGUGAAACCUGCUUGGCUGACUGUUCAUGCUGGCACAUGUAGGCUGAGCAAGUUGGGGUGUGGGGAUGUGUUUCCCUCCACCUUGUAGAAGACAUCAAUGUUCUGGAGACUGUACUUAGUGCUUGUAUUAUAGCAUGUCCUGGGAAGUAAUCUGAUUUCAGAGGGAUAUUUGUUUUGUUUCUCAUCCAGUGCUGUUUGGGGACAGGCAACUUGAGCUGUGGUUGGCCUUUCUUCUUGCAGAGAUCUCUGAGCAGGCCUGCCCAUGCCCUGCCCCACAGCCAGGCUGCCCAGCCUCAUCCCCAUCACUUGUAUGUGUUUUAUCGGGUCUUUUUAGAGCACAGGACUCCACAGCUGCAUCCCAUCACUGGCCUGAGAGCUCCAUGCUGCCUGCAGUCAGUGUGGGACAGAUGCCCUGUGGAGAUGGUUCCCUCCUUGCCUGUUUGAUUUAACAGCUAAUCAGGGAUCACCUGGCCUUUCUCUGGAGCUAUCCUUGGCUCUGCAGUAUGAUGCUCCAGUAUGAUGCCUAUCCCCUUCUGCCAGGAAAGCAGAAUGCUGAGGUGCUGCUCUGAGCAUCCAUGCAGCAGCAGCUGUCUGUAUUGGAUGGGUACAGCAUUCCUCUGUGUAUGACCUGAGUAUGAGUAUUUGGAGCAGAAGGAAUACAAGACUAGAGCUUACACAGCUCUUGUCUCUACAUAGCAGUGCAGGCCCAGGCAAGGAUCUCGUUCCUUUUCUGAAGACUUUACCUUCUCUAACUUUGACCACAGCUCCCAGGGAACACUAGGGUGGAGGAGAGGGACAAUAUGCUUUUAAAGGUGUGAGACUCCAGAUUCACUGCUCAGUACCAUAGGGAAGAGUCACAGCAAUAUUUCACCAGGCUUUCUCUAGUUAGUGCCUGACUCUUCCAGUCUUCAGAAUCUCAUAUGUUGUGAUGAGUUAUGUGUGAAACAGGACAAGACAGGAGAGAGCGCUGAGAGAGAUCUGAGCCUGAGCCCAGGCAGAUGAACAUCACAUCAUGUCAGCUUCAUUGCUUCUGCCUUCAUUUCCUGUAAGGUUGUGCUACUUUGUCUUCAGGGCUGCCAGACUCCUGCUUCCCUGAAGGAUGAGCAGCCAGAAGCAACCUGGGAAAGACAUGGGAUUCAUGGCUGCAGUUCUGCCAUGAGGAGGAUGUUGCUGAAUCUGGGCUAUGACACAACACUGGACCCUGCUCACUUGAUGUAGGAUUGGUGAUCUCCCUCCAUUCAGAGCGAGGAUGAGAGAGGAAGGUGACUUCAGGGCUGUACAACAGGACAGAAAGCACAGCUUAAAUCUUGUGCAUGGCAGGGGGAGGCAGAACUGCCCUGUAGAAGUGCUUCAUCAGUUUUACGCAUCACCAGGGAGAUUGCCAAGCUCUGAGGCUUUCCAAAGGGAUCGCAGGGGUUAUCCAGAAUCUUCCUGGUCCAUGUACUCAUCUCCUAAGCGAUUCAGGAAAAUCACAGAGGGAGUGCUCAUUGUUGCAGCCUGUGACAGUGAAUGCCUCUCUGGGAGCCGCUGGCUCUAAGAAUUGUGGGCUGGUGUUUCCCAAAGUGCUGCUUUGCUUGGUCUCUGGUGUCUGCAGCUCUCUCUGGAUCGAAUGGAGCUAAAGGAAUGCUGCCCAUCUCCAAGCCCAGGGCUUCCCAGGCACCUGCCAGUGGGUGAGCCCAUUCUGGUUGGGAGCUUACUUUCCCUGGUAGGUCUUUUAGUGAUUUGUGACCAGUUGCCUUCAUCUAUAAAGGGGGAUAUCUGCGUUUUCCACAUCCCUCAGUGAACCUUUGGCUCUGCACCGGGCAGGAUCCCCUGGGAAGACUUUUGGGGACCAUGUAUUUAGUUCCAUUAAUCAGAUCUGAAGUUGUCAGGGCAACUUUCAAGCUGGAGGAGUGUCUGGCUCCUGUCUCCUCCCAGGGACCAUCUUCUGUGAGUGGCUCAGACCUGUGGGUCUCCCCAGUCAGUUCAGGUGACAAUGUAGACCUGCAGCAGAUGGGUCAGGGUUGGUUUAAAGAUAGUGCUGAUGGUCUUCCCUGCCUGUAAAUAGCUGUGCUGGUCCCUAAGGAUCAGCCAGGAGCCAAGAACUUGCUUACUGCAGAGGCUGUGUGUGGGCUUUGCAUUGCAGGGCCAUACUGAAAUGGGCAGUGGGCCAAAGCCAGGGCCUCUGUAUUCCACCCUGUUCUGGGGGGCUGCUCCCCAAACAGGAGUGACUGCAGCAUCAGCAGGACAUGCUAUCACACAUCAUUUGGGUUUUAGCUCAACCCUCUAUAAAGUGGCCAUGGUUGAACAUUAUCCAUGUUCUCCCCCUCCAGAAUUGGCAUAGGCUUCCCAAGGGCACCUGCCUCUGGCUGCCCUUCUGAGCUUGUAAGAGACCAAACUAGGGACAAACUUGGAAAGGACAAGGAGGAGAUUCCCCGGCCCCUCUAUUUAUUUGUAAGUUUAAGUGCUAUUUUUGCCUACGUGGUGGUGUAUAAAGUACUUCACAGUAUUUGGUCUUACUGGCUUGGUUCUUCAGGGGAGAUUUUCAAGGGUGUUGGAGCACUGAUGCACCCAUCUCCUGUUGCUGGUCAGGAGCUGGUUCCUGUUUGUGCCUUCACUUCCCUUUGGCUUCAGCCUUGCUCUUAUCUUGACCCCCAAGAGCUGGUACAGGAGCCUGGGGGGUGGUUGUGUUCUCGCCAGCCCCUCUCCCAGGCUGUGCAUGCUGUGCUGGUGCUGCAUCUGGAGCUGAGUCCUGACAUCCUGCCCCAGAGCACCAGCACACGGUGGGGAGGAGGAGGCAGCGCAUCUUUGGAGUCAUCAGCACCAAGGGAAGGGCUGGCACCCUCUGGGACACCAGCCGUCAUCCAGCUACGGUACCCAACAGUUAGUGAUGCUUUUCUGCUGAAAGCUGAGACAUUAUCCAGUGAACA
Melopsittacus undulatus (budgerigar) is the source of this 6479-nucleotide messenger RNA. RefSeq names its product CAP-Gly domain containing linker protein 2 (gene CLIP2). Lineage: Eukaryota; Metazoa; Chordata; Aves; Psittaciformes; Psittaculidae. The coding region runs from base 101 to 3115 and encodes 1004 amino acids. Gene Ontology annotation, cellular component: nucleus; microtubule plus-end; cell cortex. The record is from RefSeq and is a predicted model, not a curated record. Gene Ontology annotation, biological process: cytoplasmic microtubule organization. Gene Ontology annotation, molecular function: microtubule plus-end binding. The transcript is spliced from 15 exons.